AUGGGGACACUGGCCUCUACGCCUGCCCUUCCGCCUUCAACCACACAAACAGCCGGUGGCGCCACAUCGUCGUGCGGUGGAAAGGUUAAUUCGGCGGGGAAGAAGAUUUGCUGCGUUUGCAAAGAAACCAAAGCGGCACGGGAUGAAUGCAUCGUUUUAAAUGGGGAGGAGAACUGUAAGACUUUUAUCGAGGCGCACAACCAAUGUCUGCGGAGCGAAGGGUUCGAUGUCCAGUGA
Messenger RNA from Besnoitia besnoiti, 237 nucleotides. RefSeq names its product putative copper chaperone COX17-1. The record is from RefSeq and is a predicted model, not a curated record. Gene Ontology annotation, cellular component: mitochondrial intermembrane space. The coding region runs from base 1 to 237 and encodes 78 amino acids. The transcript has a single exon. NCBI's taxonomy places the organism in Eukaryota, Apicomplexa, Conoidasida, Eucoccidiorida, Sarcocystidae. Gene Ontology annotation, molecular function: copper chaperone activity; copper ion binding.